This is a messenger RNA of Suncus etruscus (white-toothed pygmy shrew), 2249 nucleotides long. RefSeq names its product palmitoyl-protein thioesterase 1 (gene PPT1). The record is from RefSeq and is a predicted model, not a curated record. The coding region runs from base 7 to 918 and encodes 303 amino acids. The transcript is spliced from 9 exons. Gene Ontology annotation, cellular component: lysosome. Gene Ontology annotation, molecular function: palmitoyl-(protein) hydrolase activity. Gene Ontology annotation, biological process: receptor-mediated endocytosis; nervous system development; protein depalmitoylation. NCBI's taxonomy places the organism in Eukaryota, Metazoa, Chordata, Mammalia, Eulipotyphla, Soricidae.
UUCAAGAUGGCGUCGCCCAGGGCGCUGCGUUUGUUGGUGCUUUUGCUGUCCUGGUCCUUGGCCGCCGCGAUGCGCGGCGACCCGCCUGCGCCACUGCCGCUGGUGCUCUGGCAUGGGAUGGGAGAUAGUUGUUGCAACCCGCAAAGCAUGGGUGCUAUUAAAAAAAUGGUGGAGGAAAAAAUACCAGGAAUUUACGUCUUACCUUUAAAGAUCGGGAAGACAGUGAGGCAGGACAUGGAGAACAGCUUCUUCAUGAAUGUCAACACCCAGAUCUCCUUAGUGUGUCAGAUUCUUGCUGAGGACCCGAAAUUACAACAAGGCUACAAUGCCAUAGGAUUUUCCCAGGGAGGCCAGUUUCUGAGGGCAGUGGUGCAGCGAUGCCCAUCUCCCCCUAUGGUCACACUCAUCUCAGUGGGGGGACAGCAACAAGGUGUUUAUGGACUGCCUCGAUGCCCUGGAGUGAGCUCUCACAUCUGUGACUGGAUCAGAAAGACACUAAAUGCUGGGGCUUAUUCUGAAAUCGUUCAAGAACACAUGGUGCAAGCAGAAUACUGGCAUGACCCCAUCAAGGAAGAUGUGUACCGCAAUCACAGCAUCUUCUUGGCAGAUAUUAACCAGGAGAGAGAAGUCAAGGAGUCCUACCGGAAAAACCUGAUGGCCCUGAAGAAAUUUGUGUUGGUGAAAUUCCUCAACGAUUCCAUUGUGGACCCUAGGGAAUCUGAGUGGUUUGGCUUUUACAGAAGUGGACAAGCCAAGGAAAAGAUUGCCUUACAGGAGACCCCACUAUACACUGAGGAUCGCCUGGGGCUGAAGAAAAUGGACCAAGCAGGACAGCUCGUUUUCCUGGCUUUGGAAGGGGAUCAUCUCCAACUACCUGAAGAAUGGUUUUAUAAGCACAUCAUACCCCUCCUUAAAUAAUGCCUUGACAGUUGUCUCCAGAGCUCAGGGAGCCCCCAGUGCUUCCAAACCAGUGACAGACAGAAACGGUCAUGCCUCAGCUCCAGUCUAGUCUGCAGUUAAUUUUCUCUCAAGUUAUCAUCUAGCAUGCCCCACUUGGAAAGCUCUGAGAUACUUAUCUUAUCCUUUACCUCAUCCUAUCUGCAGUUGGUGUUGAAUGCAAGUUUAAUUAGUUAAAACCUAUGGGAGAUUGUUUUACAGACCUUGCAUUUAGUAAAGUUGUUUAGGAAAUUAGUCCUCUCCAGGUCAGUGUGAGAACUGUGCCUGGGCCCAGAAGUUUGAAAAAAACCUCAAUGAGAUGCUAAGGACAAACACACCCACACUUCAGACUGAGAAAGCCAGCACAGAGGCCUGCGUAUGUUACCUUUCAGAAUCUUGGCAUUUUUUAGAUAUACCUCACCAAAUAUCGUUUUUCCUUGGUUGCAUUGCCUCUUAACAGAGCAUUGAAUUACUCACCAGAAGGAAGUAGCACCCUAUAGGAUUGCUUAAGGAGGGCAAAAUGCUUGCUUAACUAAGGGUGAAGAAUUAUGCACAAGUAAAAACGAAAAAUAAGGCAGUUGAUUCUUUCCAUUCCAUCCUUGAUAAACCCAGCUUUUCUAAGUCUGACUAUUGAUCUAAACCAGAGGUUCUCAAACUUAUUAGGAAAUUGCUGUGUCCUCCAAAUCUGCCUCUUGAGGCAACAAAGUGUCCCUAGGUUCCAUCCAAAGCUACUAAUGCCUCCCCUAAGAGGUCUAUCAAGACUAGGAAAACUAGUCUUGAUUCUUAAGUGUCUAUUGCCAGUGACAGAAAAGGAUGAGAAAGGAAAUGUGAAGAGAUCUGACUUUCUGAUUUUCAUUCCUCCAAGGUCUAUUUACUAGCAGAAGGGGAACUCUUGGUAUGUUCUGUGAAAGAAAAGAGUAUGUGUUCCCAAAACUUAGAAGACUUCUGCAAAUCAUUACCUCCCUUUAGAGAUCCCCCAUGUUUUAACCCUCAAGGUUAGACCAUUAAGGAUCACAAGAUACUGUCACCGUAGAAAAACUAACCCAACUUAACAGUCCCCACACUUGAGCAUGGAUGUCACACUCCCACAUCAUAAAAACGUGUAGAAUGCCAGUUUGGGGCAAUAAUUAGCUAUGUUUUGCUUGCUUUGCCCUUCAUUUUUCCUUCACCCCUCUUAAGUUUUAUUUUUCAGUUAGAGAGAUCAUGGACAAAAAGUAGGGAGAAGUCAAAGUUUCUUACCAUUGUUUUUUCCUUCCCCCUCCGCCCAUGUUUUUACAUUUCUAUAUUUCAAAUAAAGAUAAAUACUAGCCACA